UUAAAGAGACAAUUUCCAGAUGAUUUGGAGGACAUGCAUGAGCUGAAUGGCCCUGGGAAAGUACCCAAGAAAGAGGCAGAUUCCUCACCUCAAAUGAACAUGACCUCUAACGUAGGAGAAAGUCCAGAGCUCUCCAUAGAUGUAACUGACUUUGAGUGUGCCCUUUGCAUGAGGUUGCUCUUUGAGCCUGUUACUACACCAUGUGGACAUAUGUUUUGCCUGAAAUGCCUUGAGCGCUGCCUUGACCACGCCCCACACUGUCCACUGUGUAAAGAAAAACUCUCAGAAUUGUUGGCAAGCAGAAACUUUAAUAUAACUAUUCUGGCUGAAGAAUUAAUAUUUCAGUAUUUAUCUGAUGAACUCUCUGAUAGGAAGAGAAUUUAUGAUGAAGAAAUGACAGAACUAUCAAAUCUGACGAGAGAUGUCCCCAUCUUUGUGUGCAUGGCCUUCCCCACCGUCCCGUGUCCACUUCAUGUCUUUGAGCCCCGUUAUCGGCUUAUGAUAAGAAGAUGCAUGGAAACUGGCACCAAACGGUUUGGCAUGUGUCUGUCUGCUGAGCACGCAGGAAUUUCGGAGUAUGGCUGCAUGCUGGAGAUUAAGGAUGUCAGAACAUUUCCUGAUGGGAGUUCGGUUGUGGAUGCCAUUGGGAUUAGUCGGUUCAGAGUUCUAAGCCACCGUCACAGAGAUGGCUAUAACACAGCUGACAUCGAGUAUCUCGAAGAUGAAAAGGUGGAAGGUCCAGCCUAUGAAGAACUUACCAGCCUUCAUGAUUCAGUUUAUCAACAGUCAGUUUCCUGGUUUACUUCACUUCAGGAUCACAUGAAAGAACAAAUUUUAAGCCAUUUUGGGUUAAUGCCAGACAGGGAAGCUGAGCCUCAGAGUAACCCUAGCGGUCCUGCGUGGUCCUGGUGGAUCCUGGCAGUGUUGCCACUGGAACGCAAGGCUCAGCUGGCUAUUCUUGGCAUGAUCUCCCUGAAAGAGCGUCUGCUUGCCAUUCGGCGCAUAUUAGUCAUCAUCACGCGUAAGAUGAACAGUCGGCAGGAGCUGGUUAAUAGCAGGGAGAGAAAUAAUUGAUUAUCUCUCUCUGUCAAGGUUUCUGGAAGCACUUGUACUUUUGUGUGGAGCCGCUAGGCAUAGAGAGUAGCGUCGCAUUCAUCAUGCUCUGUAAAAUGCUUGUUGAUAGGGUUACAAAAUGGAACACUUAACAAACAUUGACUCCUUCUCAAAUCUUAAAAGUCUGUGCCUCGUGGAACCUGACUCUGUGCAAGGUUAGCCUGAAGUUUGAAUGGACCCCAUGGUUGGAAAAGAACCUAAGAGAAUCUCUCUGAAGCAUUCGCUCAGGGUAUAGUUCGCCGACAGCAGGGAACACCACAGGUGGUUUUGCAAGAAAAAAGGACCCCCCCCCCGGUAUGGUGUCUUGCUGCACCAAAUGGAAACAGCAUGCUUUGGUGGCUAGACAGAAAGGGGGAAACCACAUUUUUAUCUGGAAGCAUAUUUCUCAGAGCACAGGCUAACUGAAAAUCCGCUUAGGCUUUGUGUGUCGUUGUGAAGUUGUCUGUGAAGUUGAGGAAUCAAACUGUGGUCCUGUGCAGGAGCCCAAAUUAGUCGUCACCCAAGAAGUAGUGGCUGCCAGAUAGAACUGCGUUUUGUGUCCUGCGGUAGUUCAGAUGCUGUGCGUUGUAUGUUGUAAUCAAAUGAACGUCAGAAUACACAAAGGUGUACCUUGGAUAGAGAAAAAUCUGAGAACCAGUGUAGUUGACCUGAAGAUAUAUAUCCCUACACACUCAAGAAAGAGUGAGCAAAAAUUAGCUAAAACUGUACGUGCAUUGGGGUGUCAAACAUACAACCAAACUAGCGCAAAAAUUUCCUUGAAAGCAUAACCCUGUCUCAUUAAUUUGGUGGGUACUAAGCAUUUAGGAAAUUGUCCUCUUGCUACUAGGAUUUGCAUUGGAAAUUAGGCCCAUCAGUCAUUUGAGUUCACCAUCCAUCCACUCAUAUAUGAAGAUGUGAAAACCUGCUAUGGAAUGGGCAUCUAUUCCAGGAAAACACACCAGGACAAUAUGCAAGAAGUGGGAGGUAGGAAUAGGAUGUAAAGAUUCAGCAAAUUUUUCCUCCAUCCUCAACCUAAAACUUGUCUUUGUGUCUUUUAAAAAGAAGUUUUAGAAGUGAUCAGACCUGGUGUUAUCUAUUAAAGAACAAUAUAUGACAACUUUAACCUCUGAUGCAAGUUGGUAGUAUUAAUUGGGAUAAACAUUUGAACCUGAAAUACUGAAUAGUUCUUACUGGCCUAACCAGCUUGUGCAUUGAGUUGGCUUCUUGGUGUAUGAUAUGGAUAUUCUUAACAGAAAGAUGAUGAGAACCAGACCAGGGAAUAAAUCACAGCUGUAAGUUUUGCUUUAUUCAUUCAAGGUGUAUGAUACUUGAGUUUUAACAAAUAUAUUUCACAGUGUGAAAAGUUGGUUGUUUAUCAGUCCAUCAAGCAUUUUAUUAGAAAGACCUUAUGAUCGUGUUUCACUGUAAUUGUAGGAGUUUUCAGUAGCUAAAGGUCAGUUUCAUUAUGGGAGUGAGAAAAUAUUACUCUUAUGUAACUUAAUCAUAAAGAGAAAAUGUGAAAGUACUUCCAAUCAGAUGUUUCUAGUGCCUCACUUGCUGUGAAUCUCAAAUCUCAUCUUGAAAAUGUUUUAAAGGCAAUUUGGUCAAGUGAUUUCUAAAAUAUUUUAUUGAUUUAUGUGUUCAUGAUAGUAUCCAACCUUCUUAGGCAUUGUAUCUUAGCCUGAUCAUCUAAAAGAAAGCAAAACUGUGUCUAGUAUUCCAGAGGACCUUUCUUGGGAAUGGUUCAUAAAAUGAAUGGUUCAUGAUCAUUCUCCUUCUUUUUCUUCUGAAGAAUCUUUCCUACCUUAAAACGUAUCAUUGCUGUUUCCAACUGAGAGUGUGUAAAAUAACCACCGUGUGAUCAGUUUCCCCAGGAGCCUUCCUGAAUUUAAGUGUCUGUGCUCGGAGUACCAGUGCUUGUCCUGUAUGCAUCAGAUGCUGUUGCUUUCUCAACCUUACUCUGGAGAUGUCAUCACUGGCCCAGGUCUCUGACCAGAACCACUAACUUAUAUCUUCCUGAUUCUGUUUGCCUCUUUCUGAGUUGUCAGCUUGUUCUGAGUGUUCCUGUGUAAAAGCCUGUUUGGCAGUAAUGAUGUAGAUAGAACAAAAGUUUCUGUUGUCUUUGUCUUUUGACACCCAAGGGAAUGGACUGUGACUACUUCAUGCUCUGUCCAGCAUCUCACCUCUGCUUAGAGCAGAGCAGCUGAUGGGCACUUCCUGAGCACUUAAAUGGUUUCUUUUUCUUUUUUUUUUGAAGAUUUUAUUUAUUUAUUAGAGAGCACACACUCAAAAGGGCCCUAGUCGGGGGACGGGGAAGGUUCAGGGAGGGAGAGGGAGAAUCAGACUCCCCGCUGAGCAGGGAGCUUGACAUGGGACUCAAUCCAGGACCCCAGAUCAUCACCUGAACCUGAAGGCAGACACUUAACGUCUGAGGCACCCGGGUGCCCCUUAGAUGACAUUCUUUAUCAGGAAGGUGGACCAGGGAAAUAAUAUCUCAAGUUAUAUUAUGAGGGAAGCUUCCUUUUACAAACUUAAGGAAACCUAAACUCCAGUUUGCUACAGAUUUGCUACAAAUUUAGCUAAAGCAGUAGAACAGAUCCCCCUGCCGCCCCCACAGCUCUUUUCUAUCGUGAAGAUGUCAUUUCCAACAUUUCUGAGAAAAGGUCUCAUUCAGUGUCAGAACAUUCAAGUUUAAUUUUACUGAAAAUGUUCCAACCCUAAUGGUCUAGUUACAUCAGAAUAAAAACAAAAUCUACUUAGAGAGUGAUAAUAACAGUGUGGGGGAGUAAUUUUUCGUCUUUAAGUAUAUUACUUGAAGUACAUUCUGUACACUCUGUUAGGUGUUUUUCCAUUUCACUCUCCUCAGUGGCUUGACUCAUAAUUCCAUCCCUGCCUGUGUCUCUGGAAUACAACUGUGAUAUCCUGACCGGCAGUAUUUUGGAAACUCAUGAGAUUUUUAGGGUAUCACAUUCCCUAUGUGUCUUCAUCUUCAAAAUUGAAAGUUAGAAAACUUUUUAAAAAAUUUUUAAGAUUUAUCCAUGCAACCAUGUAAGUGGUUCAUAACCAAUUCAUGUGCCAACUUCUGGAGUGCUGUCCUCUUUUUAUAACCACAAAGGUGUCCUUUCUUCUCUUAAACAUCACCCCUCUUACCUCCCGAACCAAAAAGCACCAAAACUGUUUCAUAAGUUGUAUCUCAAUUAUUAACAUAUAUCAAGUCUUACUAUAGGACUUUUGAAUCAUCAAGGGAGCAAAAUUAUAGAUGGUAGCAUUACCAUGAACUACGAGUAUCACUUUGUCCUAAAAUUAUUUGAAAAUUAGUAGUUGUUAUAAUCAAAAUAGUCUGUUGCCUGGACUAACUGUAUUACAUAGAAGUCAUUAUGAUUUUUAAGUUGCUUUUAGCAAGUACUCAUCUGUUUCUUCUUCCUUUCUCCUUUAAUGUUAAAUUACUUUGAUAGAUACCACUCUAAAAUUUAGAUGUUAUCUAUAAAAUAAUGUGAUAGAUAUGAAGAAGAAAGAGCAUUAGGAGGGAAAAUAAAUGUGGGUGAGUUUUGUUUGCUUAAGGCAUGAGGUUUUAUUUUUCCUAAAUACCCCCCACAGAAUAGGGUAGGGAGGUCCCCAUCUCCAGUUCUCAGCAUGAAUAGCAGGCACAGCUUGCAGAAAGCUCUUUUUCUGUAGCUCUGCCCCAAGGAGAAGACCCUGUACUGAUUCUGUGGUUCAUCAAAACUAAAAAACCAGGGAAGCUAAAUCUGAAUGAGUAGACAGCUGUGCCAGCCAUAUGGGAAAAAUUGAACCCUGACUGUUGCCCAGUAUCACCUCGUCCCUACUGGGGCUAAUGCUUUGUUCUGAGCCAUUGUCUUCUGACUCAUAGGAGGUGUUUCCACCUUUGCAACUCCUGGCCUUAACUUCACCUUAACUUUGGCCGCUCAACUGCUAAAAAAAAAUUACCAAGUCUGCUGAAUCCCAUCAAGUAGCUUUUAGUAGUGGAUCUGCUUUUAGGUGAAUAUUAGCAUAUUGAGUAUUAGAAUAUUGCCGUAGCAUAAGCUAUUGAAGAAAUUCAUGAGCCACCACUGUAGAUAGACCAGUUGAGGACAUAGCUCUGAUUUGUGCCCAAGACUUAAUUUCUAAAGUUGGCUGGGUGACAAUGCGGAGAAGUCCAUGCCGUUGGA
Messenger RNA from Lutra lutra (Eurasian river otter), 5258 nucleotides. Its product is annotated as LON peptidase N-terminal domain and RING finger protein 2-like. NCBI's taxonomy places the organism in Eukaryota, Metazoa, Chordata, Mammalia, Carnivora, Mustelidae. The record is from RefSeq and is a predicted model, not a curated record.